GCUGCGGGGCCGGGCCAUGGGCAGCGUGCGCUGGGCCUUCCCCUGCGGCACCUGGCGACCCUGCCGCCGCGAGUGGCUGCUGGCCACGCAGCUGGUGCAGCCCGAGGAGAAGGAGCGCAUCGGCCAGUUUGUCUUUGCCCGCGAUGCCAAAGCUGCCUUGGCUGGUCGCCUGCUGAUGCGGAAAUUAAUUGCAGAAGAGCUGUGCAUACCUUGGAAUGAAGUACACUUGCAAAGGACAUCAAAAGGAAAACCUUUCCUGGCCAAUAACUUACUCGAUGUCCAUUCAAAUUACAACUUCAAUGUCUCUCAUCAAGGAGACUAUGCAGUCCUAGCAGCUGAGCCUGAGCUUCAAGUUGGCAUUGAUAUUAUGAAGACUGAUUUACCAGGUAGUAGCUCAAUUCCAAAUUUCUUUCACAUAAUGAAGCGACAGUUUACUGAAACGGAGUGGGAUGUAAUCAAGUCUCUGAGUAAUGAAUGGAGGCAGCUGGAUAUGUUUUAUCGGCACUGGGCCUUAAAAGAAAGCUUCUUAAAAGCCAUUGGAGUUGGAAUUGGCUUUAACUUGCAGAGAAUUGAAUUUAAUGUGUCUCCAUUGCAACUGGAAAUAGGGAAGGUGUAUAAGGAGACAAAAAUGCUUCUGGAUGGAGAAAAAGAAGAGGAGUGGACAUUUGAGGAAACCCGCUUGGAUGAUCAACAUCAUGUUGCAGUGGCACUUGGAAAACAGGAGGGAUCUGUACAGAAGGAUUCUGAUGUCCGUUCCAUGGAGCCUAACCAACCGCAAUUUACAGUAUUGACUUUCGAAGAUUUAGUUGCGUCUGGUAUUCCAGUCACACCUGAGGAUUCUGCAUAUUGGGAUAAUUUCUGUUUAAAGCAGGAGGGUCCAGUGAGACAGAGCUCACAUUCAAGAUAAGACUGUGUAUAAGAAAAAGAAACUUAACCAAAGUUCUUAUGCUGUUGUCCUGUUUAAUUUGAAGUAUGGGAAUAAGUGCACAUGUGUAAAUGAAGUGGAUCUUUCCCUGUUUAAUCUGAUAACUUGAUUUUGAUGACACUUCAUUGGAAUUGUAAAGAAGACUUAUUUCCUUACUGAAGGAAUUCUGAAUGAAAAGCCUAAACCAACAUGCCUUUUUGCAUCUCCUUUCCUGUGGCUCUUACAAUUCAGGAAUUAUCCAGGCUAGGAACAGAAAGCAGUUGUAUAAUAAUGUUGUUUAUUAAUGAACAAGUGCUUAGUAUAUAAAAAUGUGUUUCCGUACUUAUUUAUGUUGAAACUUAAAUUAUGAUGCUGCUUUUUCUCAUACAAAAAUUAUUCAUUUAUGUUCAGAUGGACAAAUAAAGUCAGGAAAAUUGGUACAAAUUCUUGCGCUGUUACUGUGUGAUGCAGGUGUUUGUACAACACUUGGUAUUGUACACCAAGGCUGAAAAGGUCUGAGUCUUAGUAGUCUUGGAGCUAUAUGUGUGCAAAAAUAGUUUGAGACAGGGAAUUAGCUUACAAAUAUUUCAUAGUCUUUUCACUUCUUAUAUUUGUUUUAAAGCUUCCUGUAUGCAAUUUAGUAUUUGUCUUUUAACAGUUCUUUUUUGUAUUUUGUCCCUCAGCGAUAGAUGCAAACCAAGCAGCAGUUCAGUUUUCCUAGGCUUGCAUUUGCAUCAGCCAUGGAGGAAACCCAAAGAAAAAAAAGCUAUUUACUUUUUUCCAAAUAGUCUUGUAAUACCUGAUGACAGAACAUUUUACUGUCCUAACAGUAAAUGAAAGUUUCUGGAGAUCUAUAGAUUUUGGGUGCACAUCUAGAAUAUUUUGUCUUCUUUUUCAAAAUAAAUCCUGUUUUGUGCCAUUACCUCUCACUCUUCUUUCUAGAAAUCAUAGAUACAAUGUGGUCCAUCUAAAUUUGAGAAAACAUACUGAACAGAAUGAUCUUUGCACAAAAAUAAUUAACUUCUGUCCUACAGUUAAACAUUGAAUUUGGGGUUGUGUGCAACUAGGCUGCACACUGUAUUCUGGUGUAUACCAUGAAAAGGAGAAUCUACUUGUAGUGUACCCACUGAAUCUGUGCCUUAUUACAAAGACAAAGAAAAGUUUGCGAGAGAGGAUAAUUUUUACAACUGUUUUACAAGCAUUUGGAAAUCUGCUGUAGAUAAUUCUGAAUUCACACAUGCUAUUAAACUCUCCUGCUUCCAGUGCUAGUUAAUAUUUUUGUUUCCAUUUCUAUGACUCUUCAUCCUGCAUGGUAAUCAUAGUUUUUAGUGUUUUGCUUUUUUUUCCUCCAGAACUGCAAAUCAGUGAAGCAAUGACUCUUCCCUUCAGACUCCACAGGGGCUAAAUUAGAUGUUCAGUAACUUCAAAUAUGAAGUUUAAAAAAAAUACAGAAUAUUUUAUAUAAAAAUUCUAAACCAUGUAUUCCAGAUUUUUUUGUCUUUCAGAAAAAUGAAAUUCAGUUUGCAAUAAUUUGCAAUCCACAGAGGUCCAGUAUAUGCCAAUCAGUCACUGGACCCAUCAAUUGCAGCUUUGCUAGACAGUUUGAAGUUGCCAGCUUUUUUGCAAUGAAUCAAACUGCAUGUAAGAGAUGACCUCAAUAGAGAAAUUUUGUAUUUAGAUUUCUGGAAAUAAGAGAGUUAAUUUCAUAUUAGAGACUAGUUGGUUUUGCAUGGAAGCAGUGUCUCAGACCAGAAAUUUUCUUUCAUUGGAAAGAGUUUUAAAAGUAUUAAUGAAUUAUUUAUAAUAUUGAGCUUGCAUGUAAGUAGAGGACAAACCAAUUUUCUUAGAUUAGAAGUUAGAAAAUUUUGUUUGGUUUUCUUGCAAGGAAUAUGAUCCUUUUCAAGACUGUAUCUAAUUAGAAAGACCUAAAAGAGUUUGUUUUGGUUGGUUUUCCAUGAAACAAAAUCUUCAUUUACAGUGGUUCAUAAAGAAUUGUCUAGAAGAGUGAAGUCUCACAUUCUGAUUUUUUCCCAUGCCUUUUAAUUUACACUGAACUCUUUGAAAAAUGAGAUUAAUCUCCUUUUUAAUCUUAAUAGCAAUGAGGUUAGGUGAUGGUAAUGCCUUUUGAAGAGCCACUUGAGUCAAGUUGUUUCAUAUCAGUGCAAAUGGGCACAGUUAUUACACUUGCUUUUACCUCAGUGGGAAAGAGCAUCUGGAUCAUUAUGGAAUUUUUGGCUAAAAGCAUGCUGCUAAAAGGCCAGCAGGACAUUCUGACUCCUUAUGAAUGUGAAUGAUCCUUCUUAAAGUCAGAAAAAAGUUUUUCUGGGUAUCUGUGCUGUGGUGGCACAUACUGAAAUAAGCCUUUCUAGUGUGUACAAAUAAAUUUAUGUAAUUUCGCUGUUCUAAGAUUAAUUUCUUUUUUAAUUCACCAUCAGACUUUUUGGUGAUAAAAAGAUAAUUGAGUCCUUUCUCCACACAAGGCCAUAACACUGACUUACUUGCAUUUCCACAGAAUAGAGUCCUAAUGGCCACUGAGUCCCUCUGCCGUUUUAGAACAGCUCCAGCUUCCCUCACUAGGUCAAGCUGUCAACCCAGUCCAGGGUAGGUGAGCUGACCUUUGUUUAGUUUUCUAGAUACAGUCCUUGACAUAACUGUACCACAAGUCUGAGAGGUUAAGAAGCUGCAAAAACACAAGCUCUGCUCCACACGAGCCUUUCCCAGCAGAGGCUGCAGCUGGGUAGACUUUUUUCCCUGUGGAACAGCAUUGACCCAUCCUCCUGUUUCUCAAAUUCUCAGGAUUAGCUGUUAGAUUAGAUCUGCUGUCGUAGGUGGCAUAUCAACACAGUGUUUCUGAGAAGUACUUACUGACAGUCUCUGACCAAAACAUAAAUUUUAAGUUUUGGUCUUCAGUGAAAAGAUUGUUAAAAGUAAAUAGAUGUGUUUUAGUUUGGACUUGCUCAAACCUACUUGUAUAUUACAUCAAAAAUGGUCAAGUGGAUUAGGAACUUUGGGGGUAAAACUGGAUUCAAGGCAAUUAGCAACUGUGUGACAAGAGACAGGUGCCAUUUGAUAAGAAAAUCUCUGACUUUGAAAAGUAGAACAUGUGAGUUCACUCAGCCUUUUACAGAGUCUGUAACUUACACAAAGUGUAGAUUGUUGUUGUCUUAUGGGAUCAAGUCCAUUGAUGUAAAUCAAGUAUGCUCAUCUUAGACCAGAAAUCAGAGAUGCAUCAACAGACGUAGUGUGUAUGUGGUUGUUAUAUGUGUGCUCUGGGAAACAUCCAGGCAACAGCUCAACUUUUAAACAACCAUCAUUACCCAAGACACUGCAAUAAGGAGAUGAUUUGUGAAAAAAGUUUAAAAGAUGGUUAUGCAAGUCAGCAUAGUGUGCCCCUUUUUUUGAGCAUUAUAGUGCUAUAUUCUACAAAGAAGGUAAGUGGUUCUUGGGAAAAUUGAUACAACCAUGUUAAAACAGUGAUUGAGACUGUCAGCCGUAACUGCUGCCUAAUUCUGCAGGUGUGCUUCGUUGUCCUCCAGAAUACAGUUAGUUCAUUCUUUUUAGAAAACAUAAGCAUGAAAGUAGAUUCUGGAUUUUCAAGAGAGACAACAUUUGAAAAGUGGUUUUUUUAUUUUCAAAAAGUCAUUUUUCGUAAUAUGUUAUUUUCUUGAGCUGCACGUGCAGUUUUUUAUGGCCAGACACUGUAUAUGAAUCUCAUUUCUUCUAAGAUUGGGUAUAAUUUCUUUACUGCAAUAAAAUGUGGACUAUUUUGUG
Messenger RNA from Catharus ustulatus (Swainson's thrush), 4675 nucleotides. RefSeq names its product aminoadipate-semialdehyde dehydrogenase-phosphopantetheinyl transferase (gene AASDHPPT). Lineage: Eukaryota; Metazoa; Chordata; Aves; Passeriformes; Turdidae. The coding region runs from base 17 to 907 and encodes 296 amino acids. Gene Ontology annotation, cellular component: cytosol. Gene Ontology annotation, molecular function: holo-[acyl-carrier-protein] synthase activity; magnesium ion binding. The record is from RefSeq and is a predicted model, not a curated record. The transcript is spliced from 6 exons.